AUGUCAUUCCGCCCUUCGCCUCUACCCCUUCAAAGCCUCGCACAUCGACCCCUUCACCUCACCCCAUUACCUACUCGCGCGAGAGCACAUCUGCUUUGCGCAAGAAGUUACCACACUCUUUCACAUACCAUUUGGGUACAGCUUGGCGAAGCUGUGGACCCCGUCGAGACGAGUGACAAGAGGGGGGCGUUCCCAAGAAGAGAGGCGGGGCGGCUGCAAGGAUCGCAGUGGGGUCGAGUGCCUUGCGUCUCCGUGUGGCCUAGGCUCACAGACUUUCAAUCGUCGCAGCAUCAGACGAAGUUUGAUUUCGCUCAGAUGCUAAUUUCAUCAUAUAUGAUACCCCCAUCACGACGACUGCCAUGUACUAAUCCUACGAUGGCUACUAAUAAGCGUAUCGGUGUCCCAAGCCCUUCUUUUUCUCCCGGUUGCCUCGUUUGCGCACAUCUCCGUUUCCUCAAGCUCAGCUUUGACUUGGUACCAGCAGAGGCGGGCUGGUUGUGGUACAAGGCAGGAGAGCAGGAUUGGGAUCCGGAAAUAUGGGCACAGUACUCGCCCGAGAUUAUUGGUCGGGCGGUCGCUUGGGCGUGCGGCGGUCAGGCGGGGACAAUAGGGAUCCUAAAGGGAGAAGACAUGGCGCAAGAUUACAAGAGGAGAAGCGGGGCGGAAACGAACUUUGCGCGUUAUCUGCGCCAGCAGAUAUUUGAGUAUGGGCGGGAGAAUGGUCUCACCAAGGCGGAGGCGAAAUCUCGAGCGGAUAGGGCCAAGAUUGGGUCUGGAUCGAGGACGGGGUGGGUGGCCUCAAUGAUGCACGGAUGGACGGCAAGGGAGAUGAAAAGGCGUUGGAAUGGGGUGAGAUGGGGAUUAGAAGGGGGGAUCACCAGACAGGACGUGCCGUGCGAAAAGGAAGGGCAGUGCUUCUGGACCCGGGCUCGAGGCGAUUUCUGCUGGGAUUGUGCAGAGGCGUUCGAGCGAGAGUCGCAGGAGUGGGUGGCGGCGGGUGGGGAUGCGUUGGUAAAGGGAUGUAUGUUGAUAGCGUUGGUAGGGGCAAUCAUGGGCGGUGCUCGUCUCGUUAGGUGGGGCAGUAGAUUAGGGUGGGGAGGUGGUUCAGGCGCGAACAGAGGUAGGCCUUUGCGAGAAGAAGGGCGAGGUACAGCGGGCGAUUCGGAUCCGGAACCCGCACUCCCCUUCGAGAUCCUCGGCGUUGUCGUCGUCCACCUCGCUCGCACCGAUCUGGCGCUGUGCGCUCGCUCUUCGCGCUCUCUCUAUCUCCUGGCUACACCCCUGCUAUAUCACACCCUCGACAUCGACCUCUCCCACUCCAUCCACCCGCUCUCGAAUGAUCCCUCACUCGGCGCGCCGGCGGUUCGGCAGUCCCGCUCGUCCCUCGUCGGCCUUCUCAUGGCUCCCCUCCUCUUCCCCAUCGCUUCACCUAUACCACCCAUCUCGCACUCACCUCACAUCGCGGCCACCUCUGCCGCGACCUCCCUUUCCCCCUCAUGCCAAAUCUACACCCCCCCCACAAUCAUCCCUAAUCGGACACACGAGCACCUCAACCUAUGCGACUGCGCCAAUACCCAUCCUGACCAGAGGCUCUCUACCGGACAGGAUGAGCUUCAGCCUACUCCCAAAUGCAACUCCGACUCGGAAAGUCGCUGCUCCAUCAUCGCUGAGCUUCGUCCCCGUCGGCUCAUCGGCGGUCUCACCACCGGUGCGGAGCGCGGGACUAUCGAGCACUCUACGUUUCUACGGGAUCUGCCGUCCACGGUCGACAAGCUCAGUAUUGUCAUGUCGCCCUGGACCGAGGCGGAUCGUCUUUUACGCGAAUCCGAGCUGGAUGAUCGGGCGUUCGGCGAGUACGGGCUCUACAAUAUCCGCACGGCGGGGGAGCGGAUCGCGCAGGCCUGCGUGGGCGAUGCGAGGGAGGUUGAGCUGUUUGGGGCUUGGAUCGGGCACGGUGAAGAGGGGGAGGAUGAUCCUUGGGCCGAGAUGAAGAGGGAGGCUAAGGCGAGGUCCGAGCAGCAAUUACGAGUGGUGGUGAGGGCGGAGCUGGAGAAGCGGGGGACGAGUGCAGAGGAGGCGGUGAAGCGGGCGGGGCUGAUCAGAAUGACGGGGGAGGAGGAGUUUGCGGGCCGGGUGGGGAACGAGUGGUUCAGGCGGGAGCUUGGAGGAUGGACGGGACAGGAGUUGAUGGAUAAACUGGAUGAAGAGUCGAAGCUUUGA
This is a messenger RNA of Dioszegia hungarica, 2220 nucleotides long. RefSeq lists its product as uncharacterized. Lineage: Eukaryota; Fungi; Basidiomycota; Tremellomycetes; Tremellales; Bulleribasidiaceae. The record is from RefSeq and is a predicted model, not a curated record. The transcript has 7 exons. Bases 1 to 2220 code for a protein of 739 amino acids.